Molecule: messenger RNA, 1697 nt
Organism: Rattus rattus (black rat)
Lineage: Eukaryota; Metazoa; Chordata; Mammalia; Rodentia; Muridae
Gene: Maf1
Product: MAF1 homolog, negative regulator of RNA polymerase III
Exons: 8
Coding region: 464-1207 (247 amino acids)
Biological process (GO): negative regulation of transcription by RNA polymerase III
Cellular component (GO): nucleus
Molecular function (GO): RNA polymerase III core binding
Source: RefSeq, a predicted model, not a curated record
UGGACCCGUCGGACGCUUGUUGUUGUCGGGCCGGGGGAGGCGGAGGUCGCUGUUUCGUUCUCUGGCUGGUGCGAUCUCGGCGGUCCGCGGCAGGUCGGUCGCGAAAGCGGACGCUGCAGGGGGGCAAGGCUAUGUCGCGGCUGCAGCCCGUAUGGGCCGGCAGGGCCUGGAGUAACGGGACGUCGCCGCGAAGCUUCUUCCCCCGGAUACAGUGCGGCCCUAGUGGAGGCCGCGGCGCCGCCCUCCAGUCCUGAAGAACCCGCGCUGCGCAGAGCCCGCGCCGCCGUCACCUCGGCACCGACACUAAGCAACCCAGCUAGCUUGGCUUGAUCUAGCCCAUUUUUGGCAGGUAGCGCUGCACUAGUCCCACUGGCACAAGAAGCUCCCUUCCCAAAGGACAUGAAGCUAUUGGAGAACUCCAGCUUUGAGGCCAUCAACUCACAGUUGACAGUGGAGACUGGAGAUGCCCAUAUUAUUGGCAGCAUGUUUCAUGGCCCUGCCUGCGUCUUUUAGGAUCGAAAGCUACUCCUGUAAGAUGGCGGGCGACGAUAAGCAUAUGUUUAAGCAGUUCUGCCAGGAGGGCCAGCCCCAUGUGCUGGAGGCACUGUCCCCGCCCCAGACCUCAGGCCUCAGUCCCAGCAGACUGAGCAAGAGCCAGGGUGGUGAGGAUGAAAGUCCUCUAAGUGACAAGUGCAGUCGUAAGACCCUCUUCUAUCUGAUUGCCACCCUCAACGAGUCCUUCCGGCCAGACUAUGACUUCAGCACAGCCAGAAGUCACGAAUUCAGCCGGGAGCCAAGCCUCCGCUGGGUGGUAAAUGCGGUCAACUGCAGCCUGUUUUCAGCUGUUCGGGAAGACUUCAAGGCCCUGAAGCCACAGCUGUGGAAUGCAGUGGACGAGGAAAUCUGCUUGGCUGAAUGUGACAUCUACAGCUAUAACCCAGAUCUAGACUCUGACCCCUUUGGGGAAGAUGGAAGCCUCUGGUCAUUCAACUACUUCUUCUACAACAAGCGACUUAAACGAAUCGUCUUCUUUAGCUGCCGCUCCAUCAGUGGCUCCACCUACACACCCUCAGAGGCAGGCAACGCACUGGACUUGGAACUGGGGGCAGAAGAGGUUGAUGAAGAGAGUGGAGGUGGAGGCGGUGAGGGCAGGGCGGAGGAGACCAGCACCAUGGAGGAAGACAGGGUUCCAGUGAUAUGUAUGUGAUGAGAAGAAGCGGAGGGCCCAGCAUUCCAGCUUCGACCAGUGCCUGGACCUGUCUACCCGAGGAGCUCCAGAGACUCCCCAGAUGCCGGCUACGCCUUGGCACUGCCUAAGGCUAUACCUGCCUAGCCCUUUGGUUUCAGCCUGUGGAUGUCCACUCACCCCUGCAGGCUCCUACUGCCCAUGCUGUGGCUGGAUCAAGCAGCACGGGGUCUGAUAGAAAAAGUGACUGCUCUGCACCAACGGUCUGUCACAGACAGGACAGCUGGACCACAGAGUUUAUUUUUGUAUUUCUUAUUGGGCCUGUACACUCCAGCUCUAAGGGCCAGUAGUUUGAAGGCCCUAUAAGUGGUGCCCAGUGUUUAUGGGGUCUGGUCUUUGACCAACCCUUGGUGCCCACUUUUGCCCCCCCACUUCACCAGGUGGGACACAUGCACUGAGUGUCACUUUGCUGCAGCUCAUUUGUUUCCAAUAAAAGUUUCUGUGACUUAGA